Messenger RNA from Talaromyces atroroseus, 1785 nucleotides. RefSeq lists its product as hypothetical. Lineage: Eukaryota; Fungi; Ascomycota; Eurotiomycetes; Eurotiales; Trichocomaceae. The record is from RefSeq and is a predicted model, not a curated record. Bases 1 to 1785 code for a protein of 594 amino acids. The transcript is spliced from 4 exons.
AUGCUCGCCUUUCUCGAGUUUCGCAUUGGCCAAGGAGAGCUGGACCGUGUGAGAAAUGUCGAGGCAAUCGCACAGCAUCUGUGGCAGGAUAGGUCCAGGCGAUUAACUAGCUCGCAGGUCGAAGAUAAGUUGAAAGAGAUACAAAGUCAAACGACGCGGAAGCGCCGAAGAGGGACGAUAUUUACUGAAGGCCUUAGAGUCUUGUCGGACUAUCCGCAUGAAGGGCAUGUCCGUCGUCUCAAACAGCAGUUAGAUGAUGAAUAUGUGAUGCAUAUGCACAGUCAGGACAGAGUAACGAGAAGUACAUCGCGUGGCCUUGGUUCUUCGCAACCGCAAGCCAGGAAACGCACUGAGAUACCAGAAUCUCCCUCUCCAGGCCGGCUGCUCUCCACCAAGAAACCGCGUUUCCAUCUAUCCCCGAGGCAAAGCCCGCUUGCGAGGAGGAAUCAACUCGCAGGUCAGAGCUCUCACACUGCGCCAAAUCGCACGCUUAGCCCGAAGCAUGAAGAAGGUGAUAGAGAAACUCCUAUCCCUCCAAAUCCUACCAUACGCGUGAUGGUCCCCGACAGUACCGACAUGUCCACGGACGACGACCCCCUUUCACCUGUCCCUCAGAGCGACGGUGCAUCGCUAAAUUUGAAUGCAACAUCGGCUAGCAAUUCCGGCUGGUGUAAAAGACCAAAACAAAGCCUUGACAGUAUCUUUUCAGAGUCCAAAAUGAAAAGUCUCGAAGAGGAAGUCAAGGACCUAAAAGAGGAACUGACUCGGCUGAGGAAAGACCGUGAGCAUCUAGGUUCACAGAUGCACACCAUUAAUUCUUCUCUGGAGACGUCGUUGAGAGAAUGCCAGCGCAGGUGCGCACAAUACGCUGACGACGUGAAGUGCUUAAACUAUGCCCUUUCUGAGAAUAACCCAGCAGAAAGAAAACUCCUAUACCAACAAGAGAGGCAGAUAGAAACGCUGCGGCACUCCCUGAGCGAAAGGAGACAAAACGCCGAGUUUUCCCGAUUAUCCGCCGACGAGCACCACGUUCCCAAGCCAGACGACAUCCAGGAGGCUAUCUAUGCUAUCCAUUACGAAACGAAGAAAAUACUACUUUCAUACGAUGAUAAUCUCACAGUGAGAACGCCCGAUCUAGACCAUGAAGAUAAUCUUCGAAGUCUCCUCGGGAAAUCUCUGGGAAUCAGUUUUUCCUCCCCAAUUCACUGUGAUACAUUGAAGGUAGUACUGGAAAAGAAUGGUCUCCAGGCUAUUAUUUGCGCAUUGAUUGCUGCGGCUUUGUCACAUAUCAAGCAUAGCGAUUAUUACCUAAAUCAUGUCAUUCCCGCCAGAGCCAAAGAGUUGGCAUCGAUGUUGUCUGAUGCUCUCGCACCUUUAAUCCCCAAAGCUAGAGAGCUUCCUCGUCGAUCGACAGAGGGCUUUCAUACUUGGGGCGAGGGGGUCAAAGAAAGUGCAAGACGGGAGAAAAGGCUUACAGAUAUUUUCAAGCGUGCUCUUAGACUGAAGGGGGACCUACUCUCUAGCACUGGGUUGUUUUCCCUUGUGCUGCACUGUCACGGUAAAUGUUUCGAUAAACGUUCCAUGAUUGCUGAGACCAAGCAUGGAGACAGCGCGGUGAUGUCGUCAAAAACCUCCGAAUCUAUACAGGCCUGUCUUCUCCCGGCUAUUUAUGUGCAGCAACUCCCACGGCAGGGAGUUGUGGACUAUAAGCUUGACAUCCUUGGGGAAGACCCUGAAGUGCCAGACUUUUGUCUGAUUAGUAAAGCUAUUGUUGUCUUAGACUAG